Molecule: messenger RNA, 2522 nt
Organism: Drosophila busckii
Lineage: Eukaryota; Metazoa; Arthropoda; Insecta; Diptera; Drosophilidae
Product: serine/threonine-protein kinase meng-po
Exons: 8
Coding region: 363-2444 (693 amino acids)
Biological process (GO): peptidyl-serine phosphorylation; peptidyl-threonine phosphorylation
Molecular function (GO): protein serine/threonine kinase activity; ATP binding
Source: RefSeq, a predicted model, not a curated record
AGAGCAGUUGCCAACGGAUUUUCAACGAAUGCGGCCACGGAAAAGAAACUUAUAUCUAUGCUAAAGUCAAAAGCAGCAGCUAAAAAGCAGAACGCAUUGUGUUUAGUGCAAAGGCAAACAAAAAAAAAAAGAACUGCAUAGCGCAACAUAUUGAAAGUUAAAAAUAUUCAAAACUAAAGUUGGAAAAUCUUUGCAGCCGUGUAUGAUGAAAAGUUGAGCAGUUUUUGCCCAUACACUGUUGAAAUUCAACGUAAUGUAAACUAAAGUGAUGUAAAUUAACAGACACAACUUAACAACAACUGACAAAACAUUCGUUAUUUAAAUUGUAAUAAAUAAAAAUCAACUGCUAACUAUAUAACAAAAUGUCGAAGAAACCACGAGGGCAUAUACACAAAAUUCGUGAAUUCGAAUUGGAAAAGAUACAACUGGUGGAUGAGUUUGAUAUAAUACAGAUCGUUGGCGAGGGCUGGUUUGGCAAAAUAUUGCUAGUGGAGCAUCGUGGAUCUCAAACUGAGAUGGUACUGAAGGCAGUUCCUAAGCCCUACGUGACUUUGCGUGACUUCUAUCGUGAGUUUCAUUAUGGCCUACAUCUGGGCGUGCAUCGGCAUAUAGUAACGACAUACGAUGUGGCCUUUGAGACAGCGGGCUUCUAUGUAUUCACACAGGAAUAUGCGCCACUGGGUGACUUGACUUCAAAUGUGACUGAAACGGGCGUGGGUGAAGUGUAUAGCAAGCGUGUGGCUAAACAGUUGGCCUCAGCCAUUGAUUAUAUGCAUUCAAAAGACAUUGUGCAUCGCGAUAUCAAAUUGGAUAAUGUGCUUAUAUAUCGUGCGGAUUUUCAACGCAUUAAGCUCUGCGAUUUUGGCGAGUCCUUUCAAGCCGGCACUGUAGUGGAAAGACGCAAUGAAUGGCUGCCCUACAGUCCACCCGAAGUAUUAGAAGUGAAGCCAGAGGGCACAUACAAAGCUGAUCCUAGUCAUGAUGUCUGGCAGUUUGGCAUUGUGUUAUUUGUUUGCUUGACUGGUUGUUUGCCCUGGCAGAAGGCAUCCUCAGAGGAUCCGCGCUAUGUGCGCUAUCUGGUCUGGCAGGGCAGCAUUAUGAUGAUGCCACUAAGACGCACGCCCAAGCUCUUUAAGCUGCUCACCUCACGCGCUCAGCGCAUGUUUAAGCGUUUCUUGGAGCCACGCAGCGCCAAUCGUCCCAAGAGUCUGGGUGACUUGACCAAAUUUUUGGAUGAUCGCUGGCUGGCCAAGACGGCGGAAAAGGAAAUGGCAGAAUAUGAAACGGAUGAGCUGUGCCCGUCCAUGUAUUCGUUUCACAGCAGUCCCGAUGAGAAGAAUCGCUUGCUCUACACAUUGGCGGACUGUGGCAUUGAAACGAAUGUGGAUCGUCAAAUGAAAAAGAAUCGCAUUAAAGACUGGAUAGAGGCGUCGGUUAUAACCGAGGAGGAUGAGGAGGAGAACGAGGAGACCAACUCCGCCUCGCCUUCAUCUUCCAUAUCACGUGAGCCCGUGCCUGGACACAUUUCGAGCAUACGCCAGCCCAAACAGCCUAUGGCCAAGCCCAAGGAGAUCAAGAGCACAUUAAAGGAUGCCACACAGAAACAUUUUGAUCCACGCACGGGCGCACUGCAGCAGGGACCCAGCGAAAUGGGCAUGGCCUUGCAUCAUCAGCAGUCUAUCAAUUUGGCCUCCAGCUCAACGCUCUACAAUGCGGACAGCAUGUUGACGCUGGGCUCCAGGCAAGAUAUGCUGGCCAGCAAUCUAACCAUUUAUAACUCCAUGGAAAUGGAGCUGAAUCGUCUAGGUAAGGCACAGUCACAGUCUCAGAGCAGCCAGCUACUAACACUUGAUGUGCCGCACAACUCCGUAUCCUAUGCUCCCGCUAAGAACUCCAUUGGCGUUGGCACACGAAACGCCACCAAGAGCAUACUGCAGCGUACCAAAUCUGAUUCGUUGUAUACCAGCAUGCCGGCCAUCGAUACCAAUGCCAACUCCAACUCCACCAACUCCUUUGCUUUUAACAACAACAACAACAAUAAUAAUAAUAACAACAGCAACAACCAGCGUAAUUUCCUACAGCCGCUGCAAAGCGGCUUUGCGCCCAAUGGUAGCAGCUACUUUACAACUGGCGAUAACAACAAUAGUCGUCCUACUACUACUAAUCCCAGCAAGACGGUGACCUUCAUGGGCUUGACUAAUGCCUUCCAAUCGCUUGCUCAACUCCCAGUGCUGUCUAAUCCGAUCGCGACGGCGCCAGUCAACUACUUUAAUCGUCCCCCACAUGAUUCUCAAGUCAAGGAUAGCGCCUAUGGUUCUGUCGAUGUCAGCGAAACAUUAUCCAGCCCUUCCAGGCAAAUGGUUUACACCGGCGCACGUGACAAGGAUACGGCCUAUGACCGAGCAGUGAUGACCAACAAUAAUAGCGGGAGGAAGCGACGCUAGCUGGUUAUAUGCACAGAUAUUCACACACUUUUUGCAAGUUCCAAUAAAAUUUAAAUAUAUAAAAUCCUUCUUAAAAAA